Messenger RNA from Myotis lucifugus (little brown bat), 789 nucleotides. RefSeq lists its product as uncharacterized. NCBI's taxonomy places the organism in Eukaryota, Metazoa, Chordata, Mammalia, Chiroptera, Vespertilionidae. The transcript is spliced from 5 exons. The coding region runs from base 1 to 774 and encodes 257 amino acids. The record is from RefSeq and is a predicted model, not a curated record.
AUGUCCAUGCCUAAGGCAAUCACAGAGCCCAGGCCGAGGUCCAGCUGGCCAGCGGGACUGUGGGGCGGGUUCUCAGGAGGGCGGCCGUGGCUGGGGACACAGAUUUGGAAGCAGAGGCUGACCGUGCAGGGAUGGGUGACUGUGUGGGGGUGGGGCGGGGUGGACGGCAUUCUGAGGAGAGAGCAGGGGAGGCCUCUGGGAACACAGUGUUCUCAGGAAACAGCGGUUCCUGUGGUGAAUCCUGGCUCCUCGCCCCCAAUAAACUUCCUGAUUCUGGACUGCGUGGCCCCAGUGCUGCACCGUCCCCUGCCGCGCCUCUGUGGAGACCUACUGUGUGUCGGCACUGUGCAGCAGGAGGCCCAGCCUGCCUCCCUUGGGGCGGAUACUGUGCUUCAUUGUGCAGAUGAGCACCCAGAGAUAUUCCUCACCCGCUACCCUCCAACCUCGCUUUGCACAAUCAGCAGAUUCCUGAAAAGCUGCCAGGAAAUCGGUUUUGGGGUAACCAUACCCUGUUCUGAAUGCCCAGUGGGGAAUGCUGUGUUGAAAUACAUCUCCCGACCUGAGGCCCUGCAGCCGGUGAGUCACAGGAGUGAGUCACCCUGCAUUGCGAGUGCAGAUGAUCCCAGGAGGAAGCAUCUGGCUGGGCCUUGGGAGAAGCUGGCUUUUCUCAGCUGCUCUGGGCAUGAAUCAAUUCCGAGGAAGAAAACUGCUCUGGCCCCAAAGGAUUGCGGGAGAUUCACUUCUAACACAGCAAGACCAGAAUGGCCUGACUGAGCAAUGACCUGAGGC